This is a messenger RNA of Mastomys coucha (southern multimammate mouse), 5351 nucleotides long. It is a transcript of the gene Otud7a, whose product is annotated as OTU deubiquitinase 7A. Gene Ontology annotation, molecular function: DNA binding; K63-linked polyubiquitin modification-dependent protein binding; zinc ion binding. The transcript is spliced from 14 exons. The record is from RefSeq and is a predicted model, not a curated record. Gene Ontology annotation, biological process: protein K11-linked deubiquitination; protein deubiquitination involved in ubiquitin-dependent protein catabolic process; protein K63-linked deubiquitination. NCBI's taxonomy places the organism in Eukaryota, Metazoa, Chordata, Mammalia, Rodentia, Muridae. Bases 383 to 3190 code for a protein of 935 amino acids. Gene Ontology annotation, cellular component: cytoplasm; nucleus.
GGAGGAGAGGCCCGGGCGCCGCGCGGCAGCUGGGGAGGGGGCCGCGGCUGGGCGCAUGCAGAACAGCUGAUCUGGUUUUCCCGAAGCUACGGAAGAUGGAAGUCGGCUAGCGGCGAUUGCGGCGCUGCGGGCGGACCGGCGGGCGGCGCGGCAGAGUCCUCAGGAGCUGUCUGGGCUCUCGUUCCUCCCCUGUGGCAACAAUGGGCAAUUUCCAUCAGAGGCGGUGCCAUGCUGACCCAAAUGCCUGAGUGCCACUCAUCUCCAGAGAGUGAGGAGUCUGAAAAGUGGCAGUGACAGAAGAGGAGACCAUUGCGGCUGAAGCUGCGGUGCAUGAGGCGAAGGAAGAAGGAGUCUCCUAACUGGUGCCACAUACAUCAGAUGGAUGGUCUCUAGCCUGCUUCCAAACCCGCCCUCGGCUGAGUGCUGGGCAGCACUUCUACAUGAUCCUAUGACGCUUGAUAUGGACGCAGUCCUGUCAGACUUUGUUCGGUCCACGGGGGCAGAACCUGGUCUGGCCAGAGACCUGCUGGAAGGUAAAAACUGGGACCUGACAGCUGCACUAAGCGACUAUGAGCAACUCCGACAGGUGCACACAGCCAACCUGCCACAUGUGUUCAACGAAGGAAGGUGUGCCAAGCAGCCCGAGCGAGAAUUGCCCCAGCCUGGGCACAAGGUGGAGAGGCCUUGCCUGCAGAGACAGGACGAUAUUGCUCAAGCAGAGAAGCGCCUGUCCCGGGGGAUCUCCCAUGCCAGCUCAGCCAUCGUCUCCCUGGCCCGAUCCCACGUGGCAAAUGAAUGCAACAAUGAGCAGUUCCCACUGGAGAUGCCCAUCUAUACAUUCCAGCUGCCAGACCUGAGCGUAUACAGUGAGGACUUCAGGAGCUUCAUCGAACGGGACCUGAUUGAGCAAGCCACAAUGGUAGCUCUGGAGCAAGCAGGUCGGCUGAACUGGUGGUCUACUGUGUGCACGAGCUGUAAAAGGCUGCUUCCUUUGGCUACAACAGGGGAUGGGAACUGCCUCUUACAUGCUGCCUCACUAGGAAUGUGGGGCUUUCAUGACCGGGACCUGGUUUUGCGGAAAGCUCUCUACACCAUGAUGAGGACAGGUGCUGAGCGGGAAGCCCUGAAGCGGAGAUGGAGGUGGCAGCAGACACAGCAGAACAAGGAGUCAGGGCUGGUGUACACUGAGGAGGAAUGGGAGCGAGAGUGGACAGAGCUGCUAAAACUGGCCUCCAGCGAGCCUCGCACACACUUCAGCAAGAACGGGAGCGGCACGGGUGGUGGUGUGGACAACUCCGAGGACCCUGUAUAUGAAAGCCUGGAGGAGUUCCAUGUCUUCGUCCUAGCCCACAUACUACGGAGACCCAUUGUGGUGGUGGCAGACACCAUGUUAAGAGACUCCGGUGGAGAAGCAUUUGCGCCCAUCCCGUUUGGAGGGAUCUACCUGCCCUUGGAGGUGCCUCCCAACAGGUGCCACUGCUCACCCCUGGUUCUGGCCUAUGACCAAGCGCACUUCUCAGCCCUAGUGUCCAUGGAACAGAGAGACCAACAGAGAGAACAAGCUGUGAUCCCUCUGACGGAUUCUGAACACAAGCUGCUGCCCUUGCACUUUGCAGUGGAUCCGGGAAAGGACUGGGAGUGGGGAAAAGAUGACAACGACAAUGCCCGGCUAGCCAACCUCAUCCUGUCCCUAGAAGCCAAGCUGAACCUUCUACACAGCUACAUGAAUGUGACGUGGAUCCGCAUCCCCUCCGAGACCCGGGCUCCCCUUGCACAGCCAGAGUCCCCAACGGCCUCGGCAGGGGAGGAUGUACAGUCCCUGGCGGAAUCGCUGGACUCGGACCGCGAUUCUGUGUGCAGCAAUUCCAACAGCAAUAAUGGCAAGAACGGGAAGGAGAAGGAGAAGGAGAAACAGCGCAAGGACAAGGACAAGACGCGCGCGGACUCCGUGGCCAACAAGCUGGGCAGCUUCAGCAAGACGCUGGGCAUCAAGCUGAAGAAAAACAUGGGAGGGCUAGGUGGCCUGGUGCACGGUAAGAUGGGUCGUGCCAACUCUGCCAAUGGCAAAAACGGCGACAGCGCCGAGCGUAGCAAGGAGAAAAAGUCCAAGUCGCGCAAGGGCAGCAAAGAGGAAUCGGGAGCGUCAGCUAGCACCUCGCCUUCGGAGAAGACCACGCCGUCGCCCACGGACAAGGCGACGGGAGCGUCGCCGGCCGACAAGGGCACCGGGUCAAGAGGCGACGCCUGGAAGUACAGCACGGACGUAAAGCUGAGCCUCAACAUCCUGCGCGCCGCCAUGCAAGGCGAGCGCAAAUUCAUCUUCGCCGGCCUGCUGCUCACCAGCCACCGGCACCAGUUCCACGAAGAGAUGAUCGGCUACUACCUAACCAGCGCGCAGGAGCGCUUCAGCGCGGAGCAAGAACAGCGGCGGCGGGACGCCGCGGCCGCUGCUGCCGCGGCCGCUGCCGCAGCCACCGCCACGGCCAAGCGGCCGACGCGCAGGCCAGAGGCCGAAGGUGCGCCGGGUCCGGAGCGCGCCUCGCCCGGCCCGCCAGCCGCGCCGCCCACGCAGCUGGUGCUCAAGCUCAAGGAGCGGCCGAGCCCCGGGACUGGAGCGAGCGCUCGGGCGGCUCGGGCGGCGGGCGGCGCGGCGUCCCCGGGGCCGGGCGGCGGUGCGCGGCGCGCGACUCCCGGGCCGGGAGGACCGACUCCGGGCCGCAGCCCGCCCGCGCCCGCGCGCCAGAGCGUCAUCCACGUGCAGGCGGCGGCCCGGGACGAGGCGUGCCCGCCGACCGUGGGCGCGCUACGGCCGUGCGCCACGUACCCGCAGCAGAACCGCUCGCUGUGGUCGCAGAGCUACAGCCCAGCGCGCAGCGCGCUGCGCACGGUCAACACGGUGGAGUCGCUGGCGCCCGGCGGAGCGGACGCCCCCGGCCCCGCGGAGCACAAGUCGCAGACCUACAGCAACGGCUUCGGCGCAGCCCGCGACGGGCUGGAGUUCGCCGACGCCGACGCGCCGGCCGCGCGCUCGAACGCUGAGUGCGGCCGCGGAGGCCCCGGGCCGGCUCAGCGGCGCUGCCAGCGGGAGAACUGCGCGUUCUACGGGCGCGCGGAGACCGAGCAUUUCUGCUCCUAUUGCUACCGAGAGGAGCUGCGGCGGCGGCGCGAGGCGCGCGCAGCGCGACCCUGAGCCGCCCGGGACUGCUUUUCCAUCCUGUGGGUCUUUUUUUACUUGCUCUGGUCAGCCGAAGGGCCGGCGCCUCCUCGGUCAGUGCCGUGUACGUGUUUGGUCAAACGUUCCUAAUGGUGCCUGAACCUACACUGAUGCCACUCAGGUAGUAGACGGAUAGGAAACAAGUCAUACUGUUGGAAGUGGGUGUGCUAGCCUAGCAUCUGCCUCGUACCUGUGGAAACUCAAUAGCCAUUGCAAGAGUAUUUUUGUUCCUCUAUACGAGAAAUAAAGAAAAUCGCAGCCCUUUGUUUUUAGAAGGGAGUGUUUUACAUGCUUUUUUUUCCUAACCUAGGGACUGACCUCUUCCAAGUAGCGGUCACUUGCGUGCGGUUGGUAGCACGCAGGGUGUAGAAGCAAACGCGCAGCCCGGCCUGAGGUGGAGCCUCGUCUGCACCUCCCACCUGCUUCCCACCAGGGUCCCUGGAGACCUCCAGCAGGCACCUUGCUACCCGCUGACGCUGGCCCCUUAGGACUCCCACCUCCAUUUCAUAAGCAGACCCCCCUUCCACAGCCCCACCCCGGCUCGAGCAACAUUCACACUGCCAUCCAAGCUACGGGCGACCACAGAAUGGGCACCGGACAACCUACCUCUCAGGGCACGGUGAGGUGUAGCGAUCGCUCUCAGUGCCGGGCAGCUCAGGUGACAGGGGCUUCUCAGAGACACUUGGGGUGCAAAAAAAAAAACAGGGUCACAAUCGGAUCGGCCCACUAUGAGCCAGCAUGAUAGGCUGGCCAUAUCUCCUUUGAAGACAUAUGUAUAGUGAACUGUCGCUGGAGGGCCCCUUAGGAGGUGAGAUCACAUCCGUGCCCAGAGGAGGGGACAGAAUUGACCCCUUGGUCACUGUGUCAGCCCACUGGGCUGCUUUGAACCCAGCCUAGCCCCCUUCCAUAGGGUAGGGGCUGAGAGAGGCCGGGAGGGAAGGAAACCACCCCUACCCCACCUGCCUCUGUCAGGGUUCAGCCAGGUUAAAGGGCUCUCUGCUGGUGGAGACCCUUCCCAGAGCGGCCCUGCUCCUGGCUCCAUGCCACAUUGAGGGAGCAGCCAAGUCUCCGAGCAGUCUCCUUUUUGGUGCCUCCUACAUUUCUUGAGGAAAAUUUAAAAAAUAAUAAUGUGUCCUUAGCUACCCUGUUUUGAGCAGCAAUAUGCAGCCUCUUCCUUCCGAGAUUACCUCUGCAGACCACUGUUCUUGGCCAAGGACACCAAGGAGCUAGUCCUCACUAAAAGCUAGCGAGCUUGCUUCCAGGAAACACGGAUGAGAUGGGUGAAAUCCUCACUAACAACACAAUACUUUCAUACCUGUGAGAGCUUUAGACUAGCCCCUGAUAGCCCUAAAACGAGAUAGCACCUCCUUAGCCUCAGAAAGCACAGGAGAUGGGUUAUACCUUCACUGGAGCCAGCUCCUGAAAGGAUGCUUCAUCCACUGACAUCCAGAGCAGCAAAAGCAAAAAAUAAAAAUUUUCAAAAGAUGGGGAGGGAUUUUUUUUUUUACUUGUUUGGAAAAAUUAUAAUAAAACUGAGUAUCUCCUGUGAGUAGUUUCUUUUUUUGUUUUUAAUUAUUCCACAGCCUGAGGAGUCUUCAGUAAUGUAUUCAAGUUUUGCAUAAAGUAGUUCCUUAAAUCAAAGUUAUUUAUUAAAUAGAAUCUUUAAGAAGUUCUUUUCAAAGUCUUACUUUUUGUGCUGAACAUGAUACACUAAAUGUGUGGUGAUUACUAAUAUUCAUGUUCCUGAUAGUACUGGGGUUUCUCUUUUUACUUAGAAAAAAAAAAUGAUUCUCAAAAAAAAAAAAAAAAAUCUCUUGCUGAGAGGGUUUGUGGCAGCUUUGGGGCUGGGGGACAGUUUCUUUUGAACAUGACACCUGAGCUGCUCUUUCACCCACCAAAGCUGUAGGCCACAGAAGCCUCUGCGGCCAGCACAGUGGCCUGCUCUAGCUCAUCUCUCAAAGCAACCUGACUAGUGUUCCCAUGUGCAUUCCAAAGCCCAGUCCUUAUACACUGAGGUGGAAAUCUAUGUUUGUCUUUCUCAUACUGUGAUGUUAAAACGGCUGGCUAUACAAAUCCUUUCUCUUUCUCAUGCACUCUGCCAGAAAAGCUAGAUGAAUAAAUAAAUAGGGUAAACUGA